Messenger RNA from Periophthalmus magnuspinnatus, 3612 nucleotides. It is a transcript of the gene slc37a2, whose product is annotated as solute carrier family 37 member 2. Gene Ontology annotation, biological process: glucose-6-phosphate transport; phosphate ion transmembrane transport. The transcript is spliced from 18 exons. Gene Ontology annotation, molecular function: glucose 6-phosphate:phosphate antiporter activity. Bases 278 to 1693 code for a protein of 471 amino acids. NCBI's taxonomy places the organism in Eukaryota, Metazoa, Chordata, Actinopteri, Gobiiformes, Gobiidae. The record is from RefSeq and is a predicted model, not a curated record. Gene Ontology annotation, cellular component: endoplasmic reticulum membrane.
UGGAAAAGCAGGAUCAUUUCAAAAACAGGUUGGAAAGAGUUCCCUCUCCAACUCACACACGCAAAACCUGAGGACAUUUACGCACCGGUCUACGGCUAUAAGAACGACAUGGAACCGACCCGGGGCAAACUUUCAGCGAACCACGGCUCCGCGCGCUCCUUUGCCCCGCUCUGAGCUGCUCCACACUCGGCGCUUCCACUCCCGUCGCUGCCCGGCCAUGGCGCGCUGUUAGGACGCGGUAAUAACAGUGUGGCACAGCGAGAGCCGGCUCGACAGGAUGAAGUCGUCCUUGGCUCCUGGGAUCCGGCUCGUCACGUCUCUGUCCCGGGACACUUGGUACCGCAGCUUCACCCUCGUACUCACCUUCUUGUUCUACACGGCCUACCACCUGUCCAGGAAGCCAAUCAGCAUUGUCAAGAGUGAGCUCCACAGAAACUGCUCCACUGUCAUCCGUCCGGCCGACGUCAACAUCACAGACAAUGUCACCUGGUGCGACUGGGCCCCGUUCGACCAGAAUAACUACAAGACCCUGUUUGGAGUGCUGGACAACUGCUUCCUGGUAGCAUAUGCAGUGGGCAUGUUCUUCAGUGGUAUUUUCGGUGAGCGUCUGCCCCUGCGGCUCUACCUCACUGUGGGCAUGCUCCUUAGUGGACUCUUCACAGCCCUGUUUGGACUGGGGUUCUACUGGAACAUCCACUCUCUCACCUACUACGCCUUCAUACAGGUGAUGAAUGGCCUGGUGCAAACCACUGGCUGGCCUGCGGUCGUGGCCUGUAUGGGGAACUGGUUUGGAAAGGGGAAACGCGGCUUCAUCAUGGGCGUGUGGAACUCGCACACAUCUGUGGGCAAUAUCCUGGGCUCUCUGAUUGCAGGGGCCUUUGUGUCCUCUUCCUGGGGCCUAUCUUUCAUCGUCCCAGGAGCCAUCAUCACUGGGACAGGCCUGCUCUGCUUUUUCUUCUUGGUGGACAAACCUGAGGAUGUAGGCUGCUCCACCCCAAUGCAGGAAACUGACGGCUCAGCGGUGGUGGAAGUGUCAGAGGACAGCGAGGCCAUCAGUUUUUGUGGAGCUCUAAGGAUCCCGGGUGUGUUGGAGUUUUCCUUCUGCCUGCUCUUUGCCAAACUAGUCAGUUACACAUUCCUCUUCUGGCUGCCGCUGUACAUCUCCAACGUGGCACAUUUUGAUGCCAAAGAAGCUGGAGACAUGUCCACUCUGUUUGACGUGGGAGGGAUUGUAGGGGGGAUCCUGGCUGGCCUGAUCUCAGACUACACUGGGGCUCGAGCUUCCACCUGCUGGGUCAUGUUGAUCACUGCAGCGCCCAUGCUGUUUCUCUACAACAGUAUCGGGCAGCAGAGCCUGGGCAUGUCUGUGGGGAUGCUGCUGCUUUGUGGGGCCCUGGUCAACGGCCCCUAUGCCCUCAUCACCACAGCUGUAUCUGCUGACCUGGGGACUCAUGAGAGCCUGAGAGGAAACUCCAGGGCCCUGUCAACGGUCACAGCCAUAAUCGACGGGACCGGCUCUGUGGGAGCUGCACUGGGCCCCCUACUGGCUGGCAUCAUCUCGCCCAGUGGCUGGAACAACGUCUUCUACAUGCUCAUCAGUGCCGAUGUGCUUGCAUGUUUGCUCCUGUCCCGCCUCGUCUACAAAGAGCUCUUGAACUGCUGUGGGCGCCGUCAAGGAUUCACAGAGAUCUGAAUCAACUGGGGGGACAUACCAGCCACAACCACUCAGGAUGUUUCAUAUUUCAUCACAAAUCAUUUUAAUAUUUAUAUCAGUAUUUUAAUUUACACAUUUAACCUGUACUUGAAAUGACCUGUCUGUCUUAAUUUUGUAUUUUUUAAAGAGAGCUGUAGUCGUCACAGCAACCCCAUGUUCAUUUGACUGUUCGAAACUAUAAAUCGUAAAUAUAGCCUAGCCUAGCACUGAAGCUGGCUCGACUCAGCUUUAGCAACCAUUAUCGUACACAUAAUUAGGCAUGGAAUGACACUGAAAUUUGGUGUCAUGACUAUCAUGGCCAAAAUAACUGUGAAUAACAAUUAAAGUUUCUGAAAGUUUAAAAAGUUUUGUGGAUAUGAUAGAUUAUAAUUUGCAUAGGUUCCAUAUUUAAACCACUGUUAGAGUAAUGUACUUUCUAUUAAGUGAAAACAAGGAUCUAGAAGAGACCAUGAUAGCUUUUUUCUGCACAUUCUGGUGAUAUAAUGGUGAUCAUUUUUGCUGGCAAUUAUCAUGAUUAUACAAAAUGUCCCAUGAAUGAUGAUUGUCUACCCUUUUUAUCACGAUAAACAAUAUUAUAAUAUUAUAUAAUAUUAUUUAUUGUAUAAUAUUAUAUAAUAUUGUUUAUUGUCCCAUCCCUACACAUAAUGACUAAAUACUGUACAUGUGUAACUACUCAACAUGUUUAUGCUAAUGGUUGCUAAAGCUAACUACUGUCAUACUGUCAUCAAGUGUUUACAAUGUAACAUCAUGGCCGCCCGCAGUGUUGGGAAGUAGGCUGAAUGCUAAUACUGCCUUCAUGUCCCAUGGACAAGAUCAACAUUUACACUAGUGAAUUGAUAAGUACGAGUGCAUAUUGUUCAAGUGCCUUUGUGUUGGUACUGAAAUGAAACACACUUUUUGUAGACAAAUAUACGUGCAUACAGUGUAAGCAAGUAAAUUCAUGUAAGACAGUAGCCUACAGAUCGCUCAGUGUCAGAUACUACUCAGUACCAAAACUAGUAUUGAAACUAGAUAUUCAUUUCGGCAAGUAUCGAAGUCACAUUCACAGAACAGAAAUAAACCUUUCCUGUAUAGCUUUAGAAUGAUCUUUAGCUGUAUCAGACCAAGUAUAACACACAUAGACUAGUGUACACUCAUGGACCACAUGGCCUUUUAAUGUUGAAAAUCAGAUUCUAUUGUCUAAAUAGUGUUUUUUAUUAUCACCGUAGUGUCGAAAUUGAGCUUGAAUUUUAGUGUUGUGACAACACUCCUUCCCAACACUGGCUGCAGGUUACCACCAUUUAAUGUUGUUUUGUGUAUGAACAAGGAAAUAAUGGGUAUUAAAAUUAUCUCUACUUUACUAAAAGCUUCCGUAUGUUACCUCUGGUAGGAGAGUGGGUAUUGAUUUAAAUUUGUAUACUGACUAUUAUUAUUAAGGGCACUGUACCUGAUUUUUACUGUCUUAAAAUGUGAAAAACAGAACUAGUAUUGGUCCAGUUAUUCCUCACUUACCUUAUGCAUUCUGAGUGCCCUAAUUAUUCACCACGAUGAGUUUAUAAGCUCUUAGAGACCAGUGUAAAGCUAAGAACAACUAGCGUGCUAAAGCGCACUUCCUGACCAGACAAUAAAAUGUUUUAUAAUUAGCAUGCAGCUGACUUAUUUUGACCUCUGGAGCUGCUUAUACAGUAUAUCUGUACUGGAGCACACAUUUUGCUCAAAUACAUGGGAAAAAUGGGUGCAGGACCAUGUCUGUAUAAGAGCACAAAAACAAAUUCAAUAACAGAAUUUCAUUGGUUUAAAAUUCAACCAAUCAACAAUAUAUUGAAAACCAGUCUAAUACAUCAGGCCCAAAGAGUCAACUCAUUGAAAUUACCUUAAUGAAGCUCUGAAGUCAUUCUAGCCGUUGCAAUGUGGUCUAA